UCCUUAUUAGGCGUUUCCGGGAGACGCUCGUCUGUGGUUUCAACCGAAAGUAAGCAUGUCUGAGUCCCUGGCCGCGAUCCCCGAUGUGGAGAUUGAUCCAGAUGGUACCUUCAAGUAUAUUUUAGUUCAAGUGAAAGUGAAAAACGGCGAUGUCUGCAAAAACAUUGUUCGUGGUACAAAAAGUGCCGAGUAUCACAAUCAUAUUUUUGAGAAGGUCAAGCCAGCUGUGGAGGCCUUGGGCUUGGAGUGUCACUGCCUUGGUGGAGGGAAGAUCGAGCACAAGAGUCAAGAGAAAAGAAUAAGGGUGUUCGGAGAGUCCACUGGUUUUGGUAAAGCAGACCACUCAGUUUCAGUGGAGAAGUUGAAGAGCUUCUUCAGCGACUACGAGAUCACCUGGAGCGACGACAAAAAAUAAGUUCAUUUCUUUACAUUUGCACUAUUUAAAAAGCCAAGAGUCAACUAUGUAUUUGUGUUUUUUUUAUGUCAUAAAUACACCCAAGCACAAUUAUAUCAGUGCAGGAAUUAUUUAUGUUGUUAAGGAAUGGAGAGAUGAGCAAGCCUUACUCAGAAAUAGAAUUUUACUUUUUAAUCGACUGUAAUCACUCACAAUCGGUGGCUGAGUGCCAAGCGUAAAGUCCAUACAGGAAGGAGUGAGACAUUCGGAAUCACAGACACAUCCUGUAAUUGAGAAGAAAUGUUUCAUUUUUUAUCAAAACUCAGAAGGCAAAGCGAAACUUUGGCUUCUUAUCGCGAUAAAACGUUUAUUUUGUGAGCUGUGUUCAUGGCCGUUGUUGUUAACACUCUUGCUUGACUGCCAAAAUAAAUUGAAGCCAGGAAAGUGAAACUUUGGGUGGAAAACAAAA
Syngnathus typhle (broad-nosed pipefish) is the source of this 863-nucleotide messenger RNA. The coding region runs from base 56 to 415 and encodes 119 amino acids. Gene Ontology annotation, molecular function: protein histidine phosphatase activity. The record is from RefSeq and is a predicted model, not a curated record. The transcript is spliced from 3 exons. Lineage: Eukaryota; Metazoa; Chordata; Actinopteri; Syngnathiformes; Syngnathidae. Gene Ontology annotation, cellular component: cytosol. Gene Ontology annotation, biological process: peptidyl-histidine dephosphorylation.